Molecule: messenger RNA, 991 nt
Organism: Oryza brachyantha (malo sina)
Lineage: Eukaryota; Viridiplantae; Streptophyta; Magnoliopsida; Poales; Poaceae
Product: DNA-directed RNA polymerase I subunit rpa43-like
Exons: 6
Coding region: 122-826 (234 amino acids)
Biological process (GO): DNA-templated transcription initiation
Cellular component (GO): RNA polymerase I complex
Source: RefSeq, a predicted model, not a curated record
UGGGCCGUGCGCCCGAGUCGCUACGGCGCGCGCGGUUUCCUUCGCUUUCCCACCCUCCAACGCUCCAAUCCCCCCGGCCGCUGGCUAGGGUUUACGGUUCGCCGCCGCCGCCGCCGCCGCGAUGCAGGCGCUCCGGGAGGCGGAGGCCGAGCUGACGGUGUACGUGCACCCCUCCAACGCCGCCGACGUCCGCCGCGCCGUCGCCCGCCAGCUCAGCACCACCCUCUUCUCGUAUGAAGACCGCUUUGACGGUGUGUUAUUAGCUCAUGAGGUUAUCGUCGAUGGUGGUCAAGCGAAGAUCCUGAAUGGUUUGGUGCCAUUUUUCGGCGUACUGGUGCAUGCGAAUCUGCUGCUCUAUUCUCCCCAGCCGGACAUGAUCCUUGAGGGGAAGGUUGAACUGCUUGGGAAGGAAUCAAUCCAUGCCAUUGUACUAGGGGUUUUCUCAGCAGCCAUCAUGUCAGAUGAUAUUAAUGAGAGGUUCAAGUUCAAAAGAAGAGGUGAUCGAGGAAAAUUCAUAAGCCGGUCGGACAAACAUCAUGUGAUAAGAAAGGGAAGCAUGAUACGGUUUUCUGUAAAAAGGGUGGAUACAGAAAUGAAUUGUCACAUAACUGGAUCUUUAAUCCCACCUCAUACUGGAUCCAUGCAUUGGCUAUCAAUCCAUGAUGCCGAAUAUACAUCAGAAAUCAACAGUCAUAUAAGGAGAUCAGGCAAUAUUAGAAUUAAAAUUGAGCAGAACGAACAAGAUCACAGAACAUUGGACAAUGAAGAUGGCGUGAUAAGUUCUGAACGACCGCACAAGUCCCGAAAGAGGGCUUUAGAAGAAUGAUGCAUUUUAUAAGUUUACAAAGGAUUCUGUUGUAGUACAAAGUUUAGCUCUUAGUUUGGAACAUGGUAAGCUACUGAAGAGCACUGAUUUGUUUUGGGGACACAUGAAAUUGCUUGUGCUGCCUGCGGAUACUCAUUGGAGAGAGACAUGUUCCAUUUCAGUAGA